AGACGAUUGUCCUGCGCCUAAAAUAGAAGAAAAAAAUAAAAUAAAAUAAAAUUGAAAGGUAGCAGCAAUUGCAUAUCCUGUUUGAACACCUAUCCAAUACAAAGCAGUUCCCUUUUUUUGAUUAUUUUCUGUUCCUUUGUUUCUUCUGAUCAGUGGAACCUCUUGUUGCUCUUCCAAGGGUUUUUGAGUGUUGUUUUGAAUUGCUGAAGGCCUGAAUCUGUAAACUACCUCCACAAUCCAUGGAUAAAGAUGCUGGUAUGGAAGAAACUAUUAAUUUGAGAAAUGGUGUGGAAUUGGCAACAUCUGUCGUUGAUAAGCAUCUUGACCUUCUGAGACCAUCUGCUCGAAGUUAUUCAAUUUUUAGAGGUCAAGCAACAGAUGGUGCAGACCAUGAAAAGGGCAAGUAUACCCUAAUUAGAGAUCCAGAGGACUACCAAAUGGGACUUUAUGACAAACCCCUUCCAUGUUAUGGAUGUGGAAUUGGAUGGUUCUCAUUUCUUGUUGGAUUUCUAUGUCCACCUCUGUGGUACUAUGCCACAAUUCUCUAUUUUGGGAAUUACUAUAGGAAGGAUCCAAGGGAACGAGCAGGCCUGGGAGCCUCUGCAAUUGCUGCGUUAGUAUGCUCUGUAGCAUUGCUGAUCAUAGGAGCUAUUCUUCUGUUGCGGUCCCUCUGAUCCUAAUUCCAGUACUGAGGUGAAAAUUGAGAAAGAUUAAGAUGGAUAUCAGAAACAAUUACAAUUGGACAAUGUAUAUAAGGAUUUCAAAAUAUGAAGAAAAGAAAAAAAUGCUUUAAGAUUGUUGGAGUAAAUCACGGCAAGAUAUCUGUAUAGGCUGUACCGCAAGUUGAGAGAAGGAUGAUAUAUCAUAGUCUUAUUUGGUUAAUUUAUGUAUUAAGUGUAUACAAAAUAAAUCUCACGGUAAAUCUUACAUGAUUUUUACUAUUAAAUUUUUUCAGACCAGAAGAUUUCCAUGUUGGUGA
Gastrolobium bilobum is the source of this 979-nucleotide messenger RNA. RefSeq lists its product as uncharacterized. The record is from RefSeq and is a predicted model, not a curated record. NCBI's taxonomy places the organism in Eukaryota, Viridiplantae, Streptophyta, Magnoliopsida, Fabales, Fabaceae. The transcript is spliced from 6 exons. The coding region runs from base 240 to 674 and encodes 144 amino acids.